Messenger RNA from Durusdinium trenchii, 653 nucleotides. NCBI's taxonomy places the organism in Eukaryota, Dinophyceae, Suessiales, Symbiodiniaceae. The record is from the annotation of a GenBank genome assembly.
GCAUUGUGGAGAAGAAGAAGAAAUUGUUCUUGUGGAGAUUGAUCGAUGUGCAAGAGCCAUCCGUGCCAUCGGUUGUGGACAGCAAGCGUGGACGAGCCAGCGCCAUACGCAGAAGCGCCAUCUUGCCAGCACCUGACACCAGUGGCAACGUUGCAGAGCUCAGCUUGACAAGUACGGCCAAGCACUUUGUCAGCAAGUUGUCGGACAGUGACAGGAAGCAGCUGCAGUCAACGUUGCAAGGGUUGAACGGCAAGUGCAUCAAAGUCGGCACGACCUGUUCAGGGACCGAUGUUGCAAUCCCGGUCCUGGAGUGCACGUUCAGAGCGCUCUGCGAAAUGUUUCAGGUGGAGAUACAUAUUCAGCACGAGUUCUCAGUGGAAGUGGACGAUUUUAAACGCAAAUUCCUGAUGUCUGCCCAUGCCAUUGACGGCCAGUGCGGGUUUCACUUGUUCGAAGAUGUUGCAAUCUUCAACCAAGAGGAUGACCAGGAUCAUUUGUGCCACACCUGCCAAGCCAAACACAAGAUACCUGGGACAAUUGAUAUAUUGGUUGCGGGGCCUUCUUGCAAGGAUAUUUCUAAGGAGAACGUGAACAGAGCAAAAUACACUGGUUGCUGCUUGGUUGAUAGUUGCUGUGUGAAUGUUUCUACCUGA